AUGCUAUACAGCACAGAGCAUACCGACAGCACCAAGUGUACCAACAGUACAGAGCGUACCGGGCGCGUUAUACAGCACGGAGCGUACCGGGCACGCUAUACAGCACCGAGAGUACCGUGUGAGCUAUACAGCACAGAAUGUACCGUGCGCACUAUAAAGCACCGAGCGUACAGUGCGCGCUAUACAGCACCAAGUGUACCGUGCACGCUAUACAGCACACAGCGUACCGAAAGGACAAACAGCACAGAGUGUACCGUGCACGCUAUACAGCACAGAGCUUACCGGGCGCACUAUACAGCACCGAGUGUACCGGGUCCCUAUACAGCACCGAGCGUACCGUGCACGCUAUACAGGAUUUGA
This is a messenger RNA of Pelobates cultripes (western spadefoot toad), 360 nucleotides long. Lineage: Eukaryota; Metazoa; Chordata; Amphibia; Anura; Pelobatidae. The record is from the annotation of a GenBank genome assembly.